Molecule: messenger RNA, 1516 nt
Organism: Aplysia californica (California sea hare)
Lineage: Eukaryota; Metazoa; Mollusca; Gastropoda; Aplysiida; Aplysiidae
Exons: 3
Coding region: 280-1446 (388 amino acids)
Biological process (GO): protein targeting to membrane; peptidyl-L-cysteine S-palmitoylation
Cellular component (GO): Golgi apparatus; endoplasmic reticulum
Molecular function (GO): protein-cysteine S-palmitoyltransferase activity
Source: RefSeq, a predicted model, not a curated record
CUCUCUUGUUUCACUGUGCAGGACAGACAACAGAGAAGAGAGGGACAUCAUGUGUAAACAAACGCUGGUGGUGAUGUGACAUGAAGGAAGUGAUGACUGUCUCAAGUGGAGAAGAGAAGACAAUCGGGGAACUUGUACACGUUGGCCUGUACUGAGCCACAGUCACCGACGCAGCCACAGCCGCAGUGUUGUAUCUCGGGCAACGCUUCUUUCCUAAACGGUGAGGGCUGUCCCAAGGUCAAAAGGUCAAGGUGUGGGCUGUCCCAAGGUCAAAAGGUCAUGGUGUGGGCUGUCCCAAGGUCAAAGGGUCAAGGUGUGGCCAUGACGUUCUUCCACCGACAGAACUACUGGCUCCUCAACGUUGUGUGUCGUGCGGUGUUCGUCGUGUUCACCAUCCUGACCUUCUGGGUGGGGUUCUCGCUGACCCUCCCGGAGUACUGCGGCCGCGACACCGACUGUCUGUACCAAGCCAAGCUGCUGGCCUGGUAUCUGCUCCUCAACAUGGUGGCUAACUACGUCUGUAUCGGCUACAAGGCUCGCUUCUCCAUCGUCACGGAAAAUCUUCUCAGUCCGGCACACAGCGGGAGAUCCUUGUUGUUGAGCCCUCCCCCGGCGGACGUAUUGUCCUCCUCUCUCAUAGUACAUGGCCAAGGUCACGACAACAACAACCGUCCAUCGGUCAAUGGCUCACAGAAACACGUCGGGUCGGUGAAUAACGGGGAUUGCCAGCACGCCGGUUCCUCACACUACGAUGGUGGGUUCAACAAGAGAACAGCUCACGGGGUGCUGGACGGCUCUUACUUCCGCUACAAUUCUACUGGGUUGGUCACGUCCCCUAGUGUGUCGCCAGCGCCUCUGAUGGCUGGCUGGGUGGCGUGCCGCGACUGUCGUCUGGCCGCGCCCCCGAGAGCCAAGCACUGCCCGCUGUGCCGAGCCUGUGUCCUGAAGAGAGACCACCACUGUUUCUUCGCCGGCUGCUGUAUCGGGUUCCACAACCAAGGUCACUUCACCAUCUUCUGCCUGCAGUGUGCGCUGGGCGCUCUGUACAGCCUGGUGGUCCUCUCCUCCUACCUCCAGCUGCACUACCCGGCCCUCCACACGUGGGGAUACCUCGCCUACUUCCUGCCCGUUGUCCUGGCCGCCUGGCUCUACGGCUCUCUCAGCGCCUCGCUCGCCGGGCUCAUCGUCUUCUUCCUCUGGAGUUUCUUCAUCUUUGGGGUCUGCUCCUUCUACUUUCUCUUCCAGAUGUUCCUCAUUUCUCGGGGUCAGACGAACUAUGAGUUUCUGAAAGGGAUCAAAAGGUACAGAGGAAGUGUGUGGAAAAACAUACAGUCUGUCUUUGGGAUCUUUUGGCCUCUGAACUUUCUCCUUCCUAUCCCCUGUUGGGGGUACGUGGAUAACGGAAUAUCCUGGGAGCAUAUGAGUUGUGAUCCCAAAAUCUUCUGAUGAUACAUACGUACAUAUAUAUAUAUACAGUCAAACCUGUGUAAGACGGCCACCCAUUGUCAAGGAGAAA